CGAGAGCCCGCCCCGGGGGCUGGACCGUAGCGCAGCUUUGGCUGGCACACAGCAGGAGAGCAGUGGCGUUAAGAGAGCUCGAGCUCUUGUUGCGCUUCAACCUCACGGAGAGAAAUAACGGCACAGGACGUUGGAACUCAUUAUGCGCUAAGCGGAGACCUGUUCCUGUGUACGGAUACUUCUGACCUGAGAUUUAAUUUUCUCUUCAUCAACAACUCAUCUCGCAGAGCUCAAAACACGAAGAAAAUAUCCUGCUGGAGUGUACUAAAAGAUACGUGGCUGUUUGCAGAGCUGAGAGGUCUAACCAACGUCCAGGCUGACGCCACCUAAGAGGACAUCUUUACAGGUACAGAUGGGGGUCUGUGAGGCUUCUGCCAGGGGCUCGACCAUGGAGGGGGACUGCCUGAGUUGCGUCAAGUACCUCAUGUUCAUCUUCAACUUCUUCAUCUUUCUAGGGGGCGCUGUUCUGCUGGCGGUGGGGAUCUGGGUGCUGGUGGACCCCAUGGGCUUCAGUGAGAUCGUGGCGGCCAACCCGCUCAUCUUCACAGGCGUGUACUUCAUCCUGUGCCUGGGCGGGCUCCUCUUCCUCCUUGGCUUCCUUGGCUGCUGCGGUGCCAUCCGCGAGAAUCGCUGCCUGCUUCUCUUUUUCUUCAUGCUCAUCCUCAUCAUCUUCCUGGCAGAGUUGGCUGCUGCCAUCCUGGGCUUUAUAUUCCGGGAGAAUCUGACCAGGCAGUACUUCACUAAGGAGCUGAAGCAUCACUAUCAGGGCAGCAACAGCACCGACGUCUUUACCACCACAUGGAACGCCAUCAUGACCACGUUUGACUGCUGUGGUGUGAAUGGUGGGGAGGACUUUGAGGAAAGCCUGUUUCGUCUUCUCAACCCAACCAAGAUGGUUCCGGAAGCCUGUUGCCAGAGGAACCAUCUCCUGGGAGACAUGAUGUUCAGGAGCCGGGAGGAUUGUCUCAAGGGGAGCAUGCUCAUUCGUCACAAGGGCUGCUACUCAGCUGUGGUUGAGUACUUUGAGACGUAUAUCUACCUGGCUGGAGCGCUGGCCAUUGUGGUGCUGACCAUAGAGCUCUUUGCCAUGGUGUUUGCCAUGUGUUUGUUUCGAGGGAUCCAGUAGCCCCACACAUGUCCAUCACAAGCACAGCACAUGAAGAGGAGGAGGAGGAGGGAAAAUGAACAAGUGUAAAAUCAACAGCAGUGUUUUGAUGUCAUGUUGAUGUUGCUGAAUGGUUCAUGAGAGUGUGUGAUCAGCACCCUGUGUGUGUACUACACAGCUGGACCUAUGGGGUACACACACAUGCCCAGAGAACACACACGCGUAAUUAUACCAAAAGUCAACAAUAAAUAAAGAGUAAAUAAUGUGUUGGUGAACAGCCAAACAAACAAAUACAACAGCAGGGUAAAUAUGACAAAAGACUCCAAUCAGGGUUGUAACAGAAUUAACUGGCAAACACACUUUACUUGGAUAAUCCUCCCACAGACAGGAGUGCGAGUUUGACAGCGUAUUUAGUCACCAUGCACACUGUGGCAAGAGUAAACACAAAGUGGGAGUCAGUUAAAGGUGCUCUAAGCGAUGCCACAUGUUUUUUAGGCUAAAACAUUUUAUGUCACUUACUGCAAACAUCACCUAACCAACCGCUAGCCGUCUGUCCUGAAUACGCUGUAAAACAAAUGCAAUCUCUGUGGACAGCCCAGGCUACAAAAACGGCAACAAAAACAACCUGGGCAAACCUAGCCCAUAAAAGCAUAACAAACUGUUCCAGAAAAUCACAGAUGAGAUGCACGUUUAGAGUUUCAA
Messenger RNA from Alosa sapidissima (American shad), 1807 nucleotides. Its product is annotated as tetraspanin-18-like. The record is from RefSeq and is a predicted model, not a curated record. Bases 353 to 1126 code for a protein of 257 amino acids. Lineage: Eukaryota; Metazoa; Chordata; Actinopteri; Clupeiformes; Clupeidae. Gene Ontology annotation, cellular component: membrane. The transcript is spliced from 9 exons.